AUGCAGACACAAAUAAAACCCAGACCCCUAGUCCCCGGCAGCCCCGCUAUUCCUGGCUCCGGUAGCGGCCAGGGUAAUGGCGGGGCAGGGGGUGCUACAGUGAAUCACCGGCAGAGGCCCGGCUACCAUAACCGACGACCCUUGGCCCUGGCAACAUACAACUGCCGUACGCUGCGGACCGACGAAAAGUUAUUAGAACUGGAGGAAGAAUUAAGCAGGUUACGUUGGGGAAUCAUAGGGUUAUCGGAAGUCCGUAGAGAGGGGGAGGACAUGAUAACUCUGAAUUCCGGCAACUUGCUCUAUUUCCGGGAGGGCGAACAACGGUCCCAGGGAGGUGUCGGGUUUAUCGUCCACAAGUCCCUCGUAAACAACGUGGUGAAGAUCGAGAGUGUGUCGAACAGGGUAGCGUGCCUUGUACUCAGAAUGACCCAACGUUAUUCGUUGAAGGUCAUACAAGUCUACGCACCGACCUCGACACACUCCGACGAUGAGGUGGAGGCUAUGUAUGAGGAUAUCUCCAGAGCCAUGCAUAGCUCCAAAACUCACUUCACAGUUGUUAUGGGGGACUUCAACGCUAAGCUGGGCAAACGAGACGGUGAAGAGCUGAGAGUGGGGCAAUUUGGAGUGGGGCGUAGGAAUCACCGGGGCCACCUACUGGCUGGUUUCAUGGAGAAGGAAGGACUCUAUAUGAUGAACUCCUUCUUCAGGAAACGUGAGCACAGGAAGUGGACCUGGGUGAGCCCUGACGGUGCAACAAGGAAUGAGAUCGACUUUAUCAUGUCGACGAAGAAGCAAAUAUUCAGUGAUGUUUCUGUGAUCAAUUCGGUCAAAACCGGGAGCGAUCACCGUAUGGUAAGAGGCACACUGAAUAUUCAAUUUAGGCUUGAGAGAUCUCGACUGAUAAAGUCUACGCUCCGCCCGGCACCGGCCCAGCUCCAAAACCCCGAGAGCUUUCAGCUCGAACUUCAAAACCGGUUCGAAUGCCUAGCUAGCGACCUGGACGAUUACAACGACGGGUUUGUGGAAGCUGUUCAUACGGUCGGGUCCAAGUUCUUCAAGACUCGUCGUACAAGAACCAAGAAACUCUCGGACUCCACUCUCAAGCUCAUGGAGGUGAGGCGUGAGAUGAUUCUGCAGUCGUCAGGUGACGUUUGUCGUUAUAGGCAGCUCAACAGACGGAUCUCGAAGUCUCUGAAGCGAGAUAUACGCCGAUUCAAUACUAACAGUAUUGAAGAGGCUAUCAAGCGCAACAGAGGCUCGAAGGUGUUUGCCAGAGAUCUGUCUAUUGGCCAAAGCCAACUGACAAAACUGAAGACCGACGACGGCAGGAUCAUCUCAUCCAAACCUGAGCUCUUGGGAGAAGUCGAGAAGUUCUAUGGACAGUUAUACACAACAACCCGAGCACCCGUCGUGGAUCUAGCUAGAGACCCUAGAGCUAGACUAACUCGACACUAUACCGAAGAUAUCCCGGACGUCAGCCUGUACGAGAUUAGUAUGGCUCUCAAACAACUUAAGAAUGGCAAAGCCCCAGGUGAUGAUUCCGAGCUUAUACAUCUUAGAAAUGUGUAA
This is a messenger RNA of Cydia strobilella, 1569 nucleotides long. RefSeq lists its product as uncharacterized. Gene Ontology annotation, molecular function: catalytic activity. Gene Ontology annotation, cellular component: nucleus. Lineage: Eukaryota; Metazoa; Arthropoda; Insecta; Lepidoptera; Tortricidae. The transcript has 2 exons. The record is from RefSeq and is a predicted model, not a curated record. Gene Ontology annotation, biological process: chromatin remodeling. The coding region runs from base 1 to 1569 and encodes 522 amino acids.